AUGGGCGCGGCCGGAGCGCUGGACCCGCGGCGCCCGAACGAGACGCUGCAGCGGCUGCUGUGCGGGGGGGGGCCCGGCAACGCCUCGGGCUGGAACCGGAGCCUCUGCGACCUGCUGCGGAGCCCGCCCGGGCCCCCCCCUGCAGACCUGGAGUUCACGGUGCGGGUCCUGCUCUAUGCGCUGAUCUUCCUGCUCAGCGUCUUCGGGAACUCGCUGAUCAUCUUGGUGCUGGUGCUGAAUCGCCGCCUGCGCACGGUUACCAACUGCUUCCUGCUCUCGCUGGCGCUGAGCGACCUGCUGCUGGCGCUGUGCUGCAUGCCCUUCACCCUCGUGCCCAGCCUCAUGGGCACCUUCGUCUUCGGCCCCACUGUCUGCAAGCUCGUGGCCUAUCUCAUGAGCAUCUCCGUCAGCGUCUCCACCUUCAGCCUGGUGGCGAUCGCCAUCGAGCGGUACAGCGCCAUCUGCAACCCGCUGCAGUCCCGCGUGUGGCAGACCCGCUCCCACGCCUACCGGGUCAUCGCCAGCACCUGGCUGCUGUCCCUGCUGCUUAUGCUGCCCUACGCCAUCUUCAGCACCACCGUGCCCACCCGGCCUGGCCUCACCCAGUGCCAGCACCGCUGGCCGAGCCAGCCCUUCAAACAGGCCUGGUACAUCCUGCUGCUUCUCAUCCUCUUCUUCAUCCCCGGCAUGGUGAUGGCCGUGGCCUAUGGACUCAUCUCCCGUGAGCUCUACCGUGGCAUCCGCUUCGAGAUGGACGUCAAGAGAGAAGCCGCCGGUCUCCAGCACGGCAGCACGGAGCCCCUGGCACCAGGGGUGGAGGACGACGGCUGCUACGUGCAGCUGGCCAGGCCUGGGGGGGCGCUGGAGCUGAGCUUGCUGGGCCGGGUGGGCACGGGGCAGCAGGACCGCGCCCGCGUUAACAGCUCGCAGGCCAUGCUGCUGGCCAAGAAGCGGGUGAUCCGCAUGCUGAUCGUCAUCGUGGUGAUGUUCUUUCUCUGCUGGCUGCCCAUCUUCUCCGCCAACACCUGGCGUGCCUUUGCCGCGGCCUCGGCCCAGCGGGCGCUCUCGGGCGCCCCCAUCUCCUUCAUCCACCUGCUGUCCUACACCUCGGCCUGCACCAACCCGCUCAUCUACUGCUUCAUGAACCGGCGCUUCCGCUCCGCCUUCGCCGCCACCUUCGUCCGCUGCCGCCCCCGGCGCCCCCGCCUGCCCCCGCCCGACGACGACAUGCCUGCCACUGGCGCCUCCCUCUCCAAGAUCAGCUACACCACCGUCAGCAGCCUGGGGCCCACCUAGCACCCCCCCGUCAGCAGCCUGGCGCCCCCCUAGUGCCCC
Molecule: messenger RNA, 1335 nt
Organism: Gopherus flavomarginatus (Mexican gopher tortoise)
Lineage: Eukaryota; Metazoa; Chordata; Testudines; Testudinidae
Product: cholecystokinin receptor-like
Exons: 5
Coding region: 1-1296 (431 amino acids)
Biological process (GO): phospholipase C-activating G protein-coupled receptor signaling pathway
Cellular component (GO): plasma membrane
Molecular function (GO): cholecystokinin receptor activity; gastrin receptor activity
Source: RefSeq, a predicted model, not a curated record